Oncorhynchus mykiss (rainbow trout) is the source of this 3551-nucleotide messenger RNA. RefSeq names its product fibulin-7. Gene Ontology annotation, molecular function: calcium ion binding. The record is from RefSeq and is a predicted model, not a curated record. Lineage: Eukaryota; Metazoa; Chordata; Actinopteri; Salmoniformes; Salmonidae.
AGAACAGAACAUUGGGGAGAGAGAGAAACCCGACUGGGGUAUUGGUGGGAGGGAUUAUUCCUAGUACAUCCAUCGCUUUUCAAAGUCUACAUUUUCAGUUAGGUUAAGCAGUAGAUUCAGGCUCACUCUCAUCAUAGUCUAUCCAAGAGCGCACGGACGGGAACGGGAGCGCACAGCAUCCCAACCGUCGCUCGUACCACCUGAUGAGAAGUAUCUUAGUUCCCAUCCUGAAUCCACACACUGCCAGUUCAGUUGCGCAAACGCUGCGGAGGAGCUUCGGAAAUCGAAGUUGAGUUCGUUGGUUUUCUAUUCUUUAAACACCUGACUAAGUUUGACCAUUUGGAGAAAAAAUCGGAUAUCAUACCAACACCAAUCCAGUAGGAAUUAAAGUUAUGGCACUAUCCAUGCUGCGCAGCGGUUUGCUUUUUCUGUGUCUGACAACUAUCCAUACCUGCAAUGGUGGCGGACAGAACUGCAUGGAUAAACACCAGGUGGUUGGUGUUCUCCGUCAGAUGGAGAAGUUUCUGAAGGGACAGGAGAUGAGAUUCACAGAGGGACUACGCAUCAUGAAGUCAAAACUGGCAACCCUACAGAACUCUGUCUCCAAGUUGCCUCAGGCCGAUCAGUCGGCUGCCCCCUCUGUAUGCCCCUCCCUGGAAGCCCCUGUCCACGGGACAAAGUUUGGCUCCAAGUAUUUCAUCAGUCAUGAAGUCCAUUUCACCUGUUCCCAUGGUUACCAUCUUGUGGGCCCCGGGACACGUGUGUGUCAAGAGAACGGGAGUUGGAGUGGUGUCAACACUAUCUGUAAAGAUGUGAGUGAGUGCUCCAGUAACCCAUGCCAGAACGGAGGGACCUGUGUAGAGGGAGUCAACCAAUACAAGUGCACCUGUCCACAGAGCUGGAGUGGAUCCAGCUGUCAGCACCAGACACAGACAGUGGUGCACAGGCCCUCUCCGGGCCGCCGGGCGAAGUUUAAGCUCCUCCCUCUCCCUCUGUCGCGUUCAGCGCCACCUGAGUGGAGCGUCAUGAACGACCCUGCGUUUAGCCGACGACCCCGCUGUGCCAAGGUGGACAGAGCCCAACACUGCAGCUGCGACGCUGGCUUUCACAUGAGUGGCACCUCGGACAACAGCAUCUGCCAGGAUGUGAACGAGUGUGAGGUGUACCGGCUGGACCAGGGGGGCAAGCUGUGUGUGUAUGAGUGUGUCAACGUCCCAGGCUCCUACCAAUGCUCCUGUCCCAGAGGCUACAAGCUGCUGCCUGAUGGAAGGAGCUGUGAGGAUGUGGAUGAGUGUCUGACCCAACAGCACAACUGCAGUAGAGGAACAACAUGUAUCAACACUGGAGGAGGGUUCCAGUGUGUGAGCCCGGAGUGUCCCCGAUCACACGGCAACAUCAGCUACGUCAAGACGUCUCCCUUUCAGUGUGAGAGGAACCCCUGCCCUAUGGAGAGUCGUUCCUGUCACCUGGCUCCUAAGACGGUCUCCUUCCACUACCUCUCCCUCCCCUCCAACCUCCAGACCCCGGCUACCCUGUUCCGCAUGGCGACUGCCGCCGCCCCUGGCCGCCCCGGCCCCGACAGCCUGCGAUUCGGCAUCGUCGGGGGCAACAGCCGCGGGAUGUUCGUGAUGCAAAGGUCGGACCGCCAGACGGGUGAACUGAUCCUGGUUCAGGGGUUACGAGGACCGCAGGAUAUCAGCGUUGAUGUGGAUAUGUCCGAGUAUAGUGAGCGCACCUUCCAGGCUAAGCAUGUGGCGAAGGUGCAUGUUCUUGUGUCGGCGUAUGACUUCUGAGGAGGAUGGACAGACAGAGGACAGAGGAGCGAGUGAGAGGGACAGAAGGAAGGAGGAGAGAAAAAUAGAGCAAUUGACAGAGGGAUGAGGAAGUGAGAAGGACAGAGGGAGAAGGAGAAGUUAAAAGAAAAUGAGAGGGACAGACACAUAAUUGUUUGGACUGGCAUUGACUAUAAAGUAUAUUCGUGAGGAUGUAGCUGAAAUGAAUGAAUGGUUGAGUGAGUGAGUUAAUGAAUGUGAGAGAGUAAACAUUUGUGAAACAAACUGACAAAGUGGUAAUGGAAUGGUAAUAUUAUUUUUCUUUCAUUCGCUCAGGAGUUGGCCCCUGGGGUUGCCAUAGUGACCGGAGGCGGCGCUCAUGUAUGUGCAAUGCCAUUGGCUAGAUCUGUUUAAAGGCCCACUCCUUCAUUUACUCCACUUAGUUUUCAUUUAAAGCUGAUGAUCAAAAACGGCUGUAAAUAUCACAGAGUAGUCCUUUAAGAGACAUGAACCCAUAUCUGCGUCUAAAGUGGCACCCUAUUCCGUAUUAAGUGCACAACUUAUUUGUGCACUAUGUAGGGAAUGGGGUGCCAUUUGGGAUGCACACCCUGUAUAACAUGGCUCUGAUUUAUCUGAAUAUUUUGUUGCUGUUGUUUAUUGUUACAUACUCAGUGAUUCAAUGCCGUGUGCUUUUACAAUUUGUAUAAUUUACAAACAGUGUUUUUUACUGACUUGCUUCGUGAUUAUAGGACCUAAACACUUAGAACAACUAAGAGUGUUUUUUACUGACUUGCUUUGUGAUUAUAGAACCUAAACACUUAGAACAACUAAGAGUGUUUUUUACUGACUUGCUUUGUGAUUAUAGAACCUAAACACUUAGAACAACUAAGAGUGUUUUUUACUGACUUGCUUUGUGAUUAUAGAACCUAAACACUUAGAACAACUAAGAGUGUUUUUUACUGACUUGCUUUGUGAUUAUAGAACCUAAACACUUAGAACAACUAAGAGUGUUUUUUACUGACUUGCUUCGUGAUUAUAGGACCUAAACACUUAGAACAACUAAGAGUGUUUUUUACUGACUUGCUUCGUGAUUAUAGGACCUAAACACUUAGAACAACUAAGAGUGUUUUUUACUGACUUGCUUCGUGAUUAUAGGAUCUAAACACUUAGAACAACUAAGAGUGUUUUUUACUGACUUGCUUCGUGAUUAUAGGACCUAAACACUUAGAACAACUAAGAGUGUUUUUUACUGACUUGCUUCGUGAUUAUAGAACCUAAACACUUAGAACAACUAAGAGUGUUUUUUACUGACUUGCUUCGUGAUUAUAGGACCUAAACACUUAGAACAACUAAGAGUGUUUUUUACUGACUUGCUUCGUGAUUAUAGGACCUAAACACUUAGAACAACUAAGAGUGUUUUUUACUGACUUGCUUCGUGAUUAUAGGACCUUAACACUUAGAACAACUAAGAGUGUUUUUUACUGACUCGCUUCGUGAUUAUAGGACCUAAACACUUAGAACAACUAAGAGUGUUUUUUCCCCCCAUUAUUAUUAUUAUUUUUUACAAUAGAAACCGUAAUAUUGUACUUGGACAUAUUUCCACUAUGCUCAUAUUCAGUAUGUAAUUAAGAUAUGAUGUAAUUAAUACAUGGUAACUACAGUGAUUUGGCAGCCCUGCCAAUGCAGUGUACAAUAUAUCAGCCAUCUAAUGUUUUAAUAAGUCAUUAUUAUUGCACAUAACUAUUUCUCCAUACAUGAAAUAAAGACAGUCCUACAAUA